UGACGAACUGCCCGCGCGACACCACGUUUCCCGCCUAACGAAAAACCGCGAACUGUCACCUGUCAAAUUUUUAUUUUUUAAAAAGUGCGUGCAGCCAGUGACAUUUAUUUAUUUUUUUUUUUCUGACUUAAUUAAACUUUUUAAUUUGUGUACGUAUGUCAUGAUUGUGAAUUAUGUGAAACUGUUGUGUUUUUAAAAGGAUAUUUGUAUCUAAUAGUUAAGGUAUUGCUAUGGGGAAUUUCGAUCGGAGACCGUCCCCUUCAAAAAUGGGAAACACAACAUGGCUGGCUUUAAUAGCGGCCAUCUUCGCAUUUGUCACACCAGCGCUGUCGAGUUCACCGCGGGUCGUGUGUUACUACACAAACUGGUCGGUGUACAGGCCGGGCACAGCUAAGUUUAACCCCCAGAACAUAAACCCGUACCUCUGUACGCAUCUCGUGUACGCGUUCGGCGGUUUCACUAAGGACAAUACUUUGAAACCGUUCGACAAAUAUCAGGAUAUUGAAAAAGGUGGUUACGCCAAAUUCACUGGUCUUAAAACAUACAAUAAGAAUCUGAAAACAAUUCUGGCGAUUGGGGGAUGGAAUGAAGGUUCCUCCAGGUUCUCGCCGAUGGUCGCCUCCAAGGAUAGGCGAAAGGAAUUCGUGAGGAAUGUUAUAAAGUUCUUAAGACAAAACCAUUUCGACGGUCUCGAUCUCGACUGGGAGUACCCAGCGUUCCGUGAUGGAGGAAAGGCUAAAGACAGAGAGAACUACGCGAAACUCGUAAAGGAGUUGAGAGAGGAGUUCGAAAGAGAAUCGGAGAAGACGGGAAAACCGCGUCUUUUACUGACCAUGGCGGUACCAGCCGGUAUAGAGUACAUUGAGAAAGGCUUCGACGUUAGGACUUUGAACAAAUACUUGGAUUGGAUGAAUCUUCUCACAUACGACUACCACUCUGCGUUCGAGCCAGCAGUUAACCACCACGCCCCGCUUUACCCCCUCGAAGAGCCAAAUGAAUAUAGCGUGGAUAAUGAACUGAACAUUGAUUACACAAUAAAGUUCUACCUGGAAAACGGUGCGGACCGCGACAAGCUGGUGCUCGGCAUCCCCACAUACGGGCGCUCCUACACGCUGUUCAACCCCGACGCCGUGGAGAUCGGCUCCCCCGCGGACGGGCCGGGGGAGCAGGGGGAAGCUACGAGGGAGAAGGGAUACUUGGCGUUCUAUGAGAUAUGUGAAGCGCUCAAGGCCAAAAGCAAAAAGCGCGCUAUCGACUCUGACGAAGACUCGGAAGAUUCUGAUGAAGAAGAAGAGGAUGAAGAGUGGACGGUGAUGUACCCCAACAAGGACGCGAUGGGACCCGUGGCCUAUAAGGGGAACCAGUGGGUCGGAUACGACGAUAUCGACAUAGUUAAGAAGAAGGGCGAAUAUGUCGCUGAGAACGGCCUUGGAGGUAUUAUGUUCUGGUCUAUCGACAACGAUGACUUCCGCGGCGCUUGCUACGGCAAACCAUAUCCGCUUAUCGAGGCUGCUAAGGAAUCUUAUAUCGCUAAGUUAGGAUCAACACAAAACACGGUGACAGAAUCUUCCAGGCCUUCAUCAUCAGGAUCCAGGAGGAGAUCCAAACCUCGCUCCACCACCACCACUCCCAAACCAUCCUCCAAGAGUAGACCAAAAACAUCGGUUCAGACUUCGACUCCCGCGUGGAACAUCAUCACACCGGAACCGCCCACCACUCCGGAUCCCGGAUCCGACUUCAAGUGCACGGACGAGGGCUUCUUCCCGCACCCGCGCGACUGCAAGAAGUACUUCUGGUGCCUGGACUCCGGCCCCUCCGACCUGGGCAUCGUGGCGCACCAGUUCACGUGCCCCUCCGGCCUCUACUUCAACAAAGCGGCGGAUUCCUGUGACUUCGCUCGCAAUGUGCUCUGCAAGAAGCCCGCCGCGACCACGAAAGCGCCCACCAAGGCGACUACGACCACGACCACGACCGUGACCACGACCACGACCACGAGGCGGCCGGUCCGGCUCACGUCCAAGAGCUCGCUGUUAUUUAGGACCUCUACUACUACUCCGGAACCUGAGCUAAGUGAAGAAGAAGAGGAAUUCUCAGAUGAAGAAGCUGAUGAUGCGGCCGAUGUGGAGGCUGAGGAUCCCAAGGUGAUCAAGGAACUGAUCGAUCUUAUUAAGAAAGUUGGCGGUGUGGAGCAGCUGGAGAAGCACCUGCACCUGGCGGAGUCGGGCGCGAGCGCGGGCGAGCUGGUCACCACCACGCCUUCCAACUUCAACAAGAAGCUGUACCAGAAGGUGCUGGAACGCGCCCGAGGGCAGAGCAAAUACAACAGCAACACCAUACCAACAAGCGGAGUUCAGAACAGUCGGCGCGGUCCGCAGAACGCCGGACUGCAGCCCUCGCCCGAUAAUGAUAAGACUUACAGAAAGGAGAGGCCACAGUACGUCACAAUAAACCGAUCUAGACAGUCCACCACACCGGAACCGCUGGAAAGUCUGGAGCAGAAUGAAAGCGGAUCUGAUGAGGUCCAGGACACUCCCACCAGCUCGGAGACCAGUUCCAGGGGGCGGGAGAGCAUCAACAUCUCCAGGGGGACCUCCAGACCGCUGCAGUAUGUGAAUAUUCGGAGGAACAGACCGACUACGGAGAGCGACGAUAUACCCUCUAGAAACGCGCUAUUCGACCGCGCGCCGCUCGUGGCGGUGGAGGAGGCGGCUGGUUCUGUGGACAUCAGCUCGCGCCGGGAGACCACCCCCGAGUACGUCACCAUCAGACGCACCAGACCCACCACGGAGGAGACCUCCACCGUACCAUACCAACAAUCUGAUGAAGAAGAGUCGCAAGAAUCCAUUUUAGAAAGGGAGAUCACCUCCCCGUCGCCCCAACCACAAUACUCUUCGAUAAUUCGUACUCGAUCCACAACUCUCUCACCACCGGAAGAAAUAAACACGCCCGAACCGACGACAAUUCUAUCCGUUCAAAUAUCUUCAUUACUGAACGCUCCAAACCCCACUGAAACCGAAGAAACAGUUCAAACAACCGAAGCUGAAGUUACUUCGACAACACAACCAACAACCACAACAACAACAACAAGUCCAACAACAGCCGCACCGACCACACGUCGUAACGCACUGCGGCGUCGAGGAUCAACAACACCCACCACAACAGCGCCGACAACAACGCAGGUAAGCUCUAGGAAUUACUCAUUUAUCCGCCGCCGUAGACCUUUAUCGCAACCCAACGAUAUAUCUGACUCGCAGGAAGUUAACGAAAUUAGUAGGAAAAUAAGAUCCACCACGCCUGAUAGCCGGGAAACUGAAAACAAACCUAGUCCGAGGAAUGUGCAAAUUAGGAGAUUCCGUAGUAGGUUCCAAACGACGAGUAGUGAUGAUUCUGUACCAGCGGCUGCAGCUCAAGUGCCGAGGGGUGAAUUUAGACCACAAUUAACUCGGGAUGAGGUCUUAUCGCUGACACCUAUCGACGUAGAUGAAAAGCAAAUUUUAGAAAAUGACGAAGAUUCAGAAGAAGAUGUGAGCCCUCGCAGUCGUGUUGCCACUACUAUUGCUGACAAAGCAGAAGAUAGUGAAUUUUCUGCAGCUACAAUCGACGAGAGAAGGCCUAGCAUUAUAACGAGAGGUCGAGGCAGGUUUGUGAUCACCACAGAAUCACUGAAACAGUCUGUUACUGAAUCACCACAAAGACGCCCCACGUUAGCAAGAUUUACUCCGAGACCCUUCGGUAGGGCGGUGACAAAUGCCCCAUCUACUGAAAAUCCCAAUGAUUUAAACAACGCUCAAACGGAAAGAUCAAGAAACCGUGCCCGCUUACCUUUUACGCGCCCAAGAAUAGGAGCACCUUCUAAUUCUCCAGUGUUACAAGCCCGAAAACUGCCUUUCCCCUCCAGGGUUUCAAGUACCCCAAUUCCAUCACCUGAUAAAAAUGAGGAUGAGUUGGAAAAUCAAGAUGAUAUAGCUCUCUCCGAAAGCGCUAUAGAAGAAAAGGAACACGAUGAAGAAUAUGAUGAGCCAAUCGAAACAACUAAAGCUCCUAUCAGGCAACGUGUAACGAUUAAAAAGUUCCAAAACCCUGACAGUGGACUUAUAAAUGAAUCUGUUGUUGAUGAAACUGGUAAAAGAAAGUUCAGAGUUAUUCGAAGACGACCAACCACUACUACCAAAAUUGAAACCACAGAACCUGCAACAACUCCACCGACGAGAAGACGUAAAAUCAUAAGGAAAAAAAUUAAACCAAUUGAAGAAGAUGAGAUAAUACCCACAAAUGUACCGGUUAUAAAUGCUGGUUUUAGAGAUGUUCCUCCAGAAGUAUUAAACUAUGGAGAAAGAACAAAAUCAACAACUGCAACAUUACCUGAAACAACAACUGAAAAUGAGGACUCAAUUACGGACACAAUUAUAACAGCAUUCAAGAAUAAUUUUGACUUAGUAAAGAUAAAAACAAACGACGGCGGCAAAAAUCAAAACGAAGAAGAUAAAGAUAGCACUAACAUAGAAAACAAUGAGGGCGAAGCUGAAGAUGAGGAUACAAAUACUGAAUUAAAUAAUGAAAAUCUUCAAGAAAAUAAUGAUUCUGAUGAUAAACCUAACAUUACAGUUGCAGAAGAAGAUAAAACAAUCAAUUUAUCCGAUUUAAACAUUAAUAAUAAUAUAAGCUCAGCAUUAAUAAAAAAAGACGAUGACUCUGCUAAAGAAACUACAACUCCCACUGAAAGAACAGAAGCUGUUGAAAUCAUUACAGAACCCGUUCCAGUGAGCCCUGAAAUUAAAGAAGAUAGUGAAGAUUUAACGAAAAACAAUAAUAACGAAAAUGUCUCAGACUUGAGUAAUACAGGGAAUGAUACUUUAAUAAAUAAUACAAUGAACGAAUCAAAUCAAAACCAAACGUCUGUAUCCGAAAGUGACGUAGUUACUGAAACAACAGUAAGCACAACGCAACAACUCACAUCACCAACAGCAAGGUCAAGAUUGCCUUAUCGUCCAUCAAAAAGAUUAUUCACAUCUACAACAGAAUCCUCUGUACCUUCCAGCAGUAGAACAUUUAGUCGUAAAUACAAUCCAGGUGCAUAUACAAGCCCAUCAACAGUAGAAAGGCCUAAUUCUUUCAGAAGACCCACUACUAAACGACCACUCUUUUCACGAACCUUUACAAGAAGAACUUUCCCUACAGCAAGAACAACUCCAAGGUAUCAACAGGAAGAAGAAGAAGAAGAAGAAUAUUCCGAUGAAGAACUUUUAGAGGAAGAACCAGAAAAUCCUUUAGUGUUUGUUCCUCCCAGCAAGUUAUUUACGAGAAAACCUGACUCUGAAGAGUAUGAAGAUAAUGAAGACGAAGAUCUGGCACUAGAAGACGAGGAAGAGGCUGAGGAUGAAAAUUACGAAGACGAACCACAAGUGAAUCGCUUUGUUCCAUCAACCAGAAAACCUUUCUUCAAACCAAGGAUUGUAAACUCUAAUACGUUUAGAACUUCAACAUCGACCACCGAGCUACCUAAACCAUUAAUUGUCAACCAAAAUAAGACUGGAAGUGUUAGCAGGAUUGCCAACAAACCAAUAGAUCUUACCAAAAAACGCGUACAAAAUGUUCCAAUAGGAUACAAUGCACCGAAUGCCAAUAAGACGCAAGGAUUAAACAUAACUAAAUCUACUCCAAGUGGUAAGGAAACUUCACCAACAACCACUGCUUCACCUGAGCCGGAAUCUAAUCCCACAACAACUGAAAACGAUGAUUACUUGACAAUGGAUGAUAUAACUACAACAUCAUCCGAUUUAAACAAUACUAAAGUUGAAAGUGAUUCGACUACAAAUACCUUAGAAUUUGAGACGGUAACCUCAGAAAUGGAAAUUGAUAACAGUACAGACGAUUACUUAGAAUAUACGACAAAUUAUCCAAGUACCCAGGAAUAUCCUGUUUAUACACAAACUGAAGUUGACGUUGAUAAAGCCACUUCAGUAGAUACACUCGUAACGGAUAAACAAGAUAUAAACCAAAUAACAACCACUGAAAACUCAGCGGAAGGUACCACUAAUAUUCCUCAAGUAUCGCCUAUUAUUAAAACACAAUUUGAUAAGCUAUUUUCUAUAAGCAGAGUUGUAGAGGUAUCAUCAAAAUCAGAAAAACACAGAUUAAAUAAAAACAACGAAACAACUCUUAUUGAAGAAGGGCAAGUUGUUGUGGAAAAGAAGCCAACUGUCGACAAAAUUGGUGAAGUUAGUAGAUAUAGCCUUAUAAAAAUUUUCGAAGAUGAAAUACCAAUUUAUCUUACAAAACUCGGCCAUGUAUAUCCAGUAGAUAAUCCACCCAAUAAUCCAAUUCGAAUCGAUGAAGCAAGAAAUGCGAGGGCUCUUUUUGACUAUUCAGAUGCACCUAAGGAAAAUCUCGUUGCUUCUGAAAGUAUGAAUGAAGCCUAUCGACAUGUGAACAAAAUAUCGAAAAACAUCAAAGGUGUUGAACAAAGCGUUGGGAAAGGACAUGUUGAGCAUAUAAAUGAUGAUGAUUUUUUAAGUUUUAUAAAUGAUGACGAUAAGAAAUCAGAUAAGUUUGAUGAGGAUCGCUCGUAUUCAAAUUGGCAAUUUAUACCUGCUGCUUAUGAGAACGAACAAAACAGACUUAAUAAGCCAGCCAAAAUUUUUGAUGUAGUCACACCGAGAGCCAUACUCACAGAUCCGUCCACGUUGUCUUUAGAAGCUCUUUUCAAAACAGAAACUCCCAUCAUCGCAAGAAAAAUGAACGACGCUAAUAGUAAUCAUCCAUUUGUAGUAUAUUCGGCAUCGGUACCAACGCAAAAAGAAGACGCCAAUAUUGUUAAAUUGGAAGUUCUGAAACCAGAAACGGGCCGUAGCAUUGUGACAUUCGCAAAAGGACAAGAGUUCAAAGGAUCGACAGUAAGCGAGGACUCGACCAUUAAAUAUCCAAUUAAUAUUUCAGUCAUACCCCAAACUACAGAAACUCCCAUAACUUCUACCCAGAGUACUUCUACAGUAGCGUCAUCAACCACUAGCACAACAACAGAAGCUCCUACUAGCCCAAUAAUAGAACUUCUUACAACUGUACAAACUACAGUUCCUGUAGAACUUUCUGCCGUAUCGGAAUCUAUAACGACUCAAACAACACCUAUCACUGAUGCCCCUACCACCGAAACUGUAACUGAAGAAAUAACCACUGUCAAAUUGUCGCCCCUUGAAGCUAAACGGUCCAAAUACUUUCCAAGAAGGCCCAUCAAACCCCUCAACUCGAACGCGACACGAUACAAUCCAGUGCAAAGGCCCCUGAAGAAAAAUAACACCACAUUUACAACGACCACAAAAGCCCCGUUCAGCCCAAGCAAAUCGCGUUUCUCGGCCAACCGAGCGCAAAACGUACCAGUAGAUUUAAGGAAAAAAAGUACAACUAAAUCGUCUAGAACUUUCUCCACGGAAUCUCCUCGAACUACGACUGAAAGACGUGCGUUUAUUAAACCAAUCAGACCUUCGAGGCCCGCGUUUGUUCCGCGCAGGUUAACCACACCCUCUACAAAUAGUGAUAGCUAGAUAUAACGCAAUAAUUACUUAUUUUUAACUGACUGAAUAAUUAUUUAAAUUAGACUCCAGAUUUAUCGUUGGGUUACGUAACAACUUCAAUCUUAAACAUUGAGCAAAUGUACAAGAUUGAUGUUAUGAUAUUAACGGAAUGAAAAGUUAGCUGGGAUUCUUAUAAUUUCGCUUGUAAUCAGAAAUUGAUUUACAUUUUGAUUAUUGUAAAUAUAGGAUUGGUUUUAAUGUAGUCACGUGGAGAUUCAUAGCUUUAAUUUAGGUGUUUAGAAAGUUUUUCUUACCAAAAAUAUUGUAUAUUAUUGUGUAAGCCCGUUUUGGUUAGAGACUUUCGAACUUAUAGAAUAUUUAGAAUAUAAAUGAUAUUUAAUUUUUUGUGUAAUUUACUAAUAUUUUAAAUUGUUACCAUGUAUAUAGGCAGUGAUUCGGGAAAUUUGUAAUAAUUAUAUUGUAACUCGAAAAAAAA
This is a messenger RNA of Zerene cesonia (dogface butterfly), 8004 nucleotides long. It is a transcript of the gene Cht6, whose product is annotated as mucin-17. The coding region runs from base 231 to 7538 and encodes 2435 amino acids. The record is from RefSeq and is a predicted model, not a curated record. Gene Ontology annotation, molecular function: chitinase activity; chitin binding. Lineage: Eukaryota; Metazoa; Arthropoda; Insecta; Lepidoptera; Pieridae. The transcript is spliced from 19 exons. Gene Ontology annotation, biological process: carbohydrate metabolic process; chitin catabolic process. Gene Ontology annotation, cellular component: extracellular region.